UUGUCUUAGGUUUGCUUUUGCCGCCCCGAUUUGCCUUUGCCACCUCACUCGUCUUUUCUCUUCUCCUCAACGUCCUCAUCUCCGGCCACCGUCGACUCCUCCUCAGUGUUCUCAUUGGUCGCCAGUCGAGUUACUCCAUCAUCCAGUCACCGUUCGUCACUGUUUCGGAGCCGCAUCGCCUUUAGCCUUGCUCUUUUCUGACCAUUACACCUCCAAUCUUAGAUUAGGGGCCAAAUUGAAGUGGGGAAAGCGUAUAAUCCCAGGGGAUUGAGUCAUUAAUAAUCCAAUAUUAUCAAUCUUCGGAUUGGAAUGAAGAAAUACAGUAGUUCUGUUCCCAGCUCUGGCAAACAAAUCAUGGAGGAAGAAAGUGAAGAUCUUGAAUCUUCUUCCUCAGAUGAAUCUCUUGACUCGGAAGAGGAGAAUAUAGAGCGUGAACUUGCAGAUGUAACUUUUGAAGAGUUACAAAGAGCACGGUCUGAUGGAUCACAUUCCAUGUACCAAAAGACCAAACAAGAGAAGAAAGGUGGGCGGGCGAACAAGAACAGGCCAAUGGAGGUUAGCAGCAGGAAACCAGUUAGUAGGUUUAGGGAGGUCAUUCAGGCUCCAAAACAUAUGGUACGUGAUCCACGUUUUGAAUCUUUAUCUGGUACUCUUGAUGUUGAUGGAUUUAAGAAGAGAUAUAGUUUCAUAUACGAGAAAAAUCUUCCGGCUGAAAAAGAGGAACUGAAAAAGCAGUUAAGGAAAACAAAUGAUCCAAAUGUUGCUGAAGAACUAAAAAAGCAAUUAUCUUGGAUUGACAAGCAAUUCAAAUCCGAUUCCACAAAACGUGUUGAUGCUGCAAUUCUGGCCAAACAUAAGAAGAAAGAGAGAGAAGCAGCCAAACAUGGGAAGAAGCCCUUCUAUCUUAAGAAAUCUGAAAUUCGAAAGCAAAGGCUUGUCGAAAAAUACACCAAUCUUAAGUCCACUGGGAAGCUUGAUGCUUAUGUGGAAAGAAAGAGGAGGAAAAAUGCUGCAAAAGAUCGUAGAUACAUACCAUAUCAAAGGUCUAGUAAGCUUGAUGAGCAAGAUUGAAGGUUAAAACAGGUAUUUUCAUGCUUGCUUUAAGGAGAUUCAUGUUCCAUAUUUUUUUUUUAAAUUUAGCCUCACCCAAGAUUUUACUUGUCAUUUCUUGGGUUAUUGCAGAAGCAGGAUAGAGAUAAGUUUUAAUUUGUUAUAACGUCAUGUAUUGCUUGAUAUGUAAAUCUGAUGCUAGAUUCCCAAAAUUUGAAAGAACUUCUUGCCUUCUUUUAGUUUCA
This is a messenger RNA of Cucumis melo (muskmelon), 1295 nucleotides long. RefSeq lists its product as uncharacterized. The record is from RefSeq and is a predicted model, not a curated record. Bases 310 to 1071 code for a protein of 253 amino acids. Gene Ontology annotation, biological process: maturation of SSU-rRNA from tricistronic rRNA transcript (SSU-rRNA, 5.8S rRNA, LSU-rRNA). The transcript is spliced from 11 exons. Gene Ontology annotation, cellular component: nucleolus; 90S preribosome. NCBI's taxonomy places the organism in Eukaryota, Viridiplantae, Streptophyta, Magnoliopsida, Cucurbitales, Cucurbitaceae.